UCUGAGAGCCUUGACACAUGCCGCACUUACACACACCAAAACCACACUACGCACAGGCACAUCUCAUCACACCCUACUGAGUGUGUUUGUGCAUAUGAGAGUGUACGUGCUCGAGAGAGGACCCAGGGAAACUUAAUCUGUAACAGAGCGAUCCUACAGGAGAAGAUCACACUUGGUAUCCCAAAGCAGUGUGCUUGGAAAGAAUGGCGGCAUGGGAUCUCUCAGUUACUGUAGAGGAUUUGGGUCCGGAUGCUCCACCCGUCACUAUCAGUGUCACCUCAGAUCUCCACAUCGGUGGAGUGAUAUUGAAAAUAGUUGAGCAGAUACAGGUGAAGAGGGACUGGUCUGACUAUGCCAUGUGGUGGGAACAGAAGCAGCGCUGGCUCCUGCGCACGGGCUGGACGUUGGACAAGUGUGGCGUCCAAGCGGACGCCAAGCUCAUCUUCUCUGCCCAGCACAAGCCCGUCCUGCUGGGCCUGCCCAACGGGGUGACCUUACGGAUGCGUGCCAGUUUCUCGGCACCCGUGUUCCGAACGGUGAUGGAAAUCGGCAAGGUUCUGAACUUUCGUCACCCGGAGGAGCUGUCUCUGCUGCGUCCUGUGGAGGAGAAGAAGAAAAAGAAAGAUAAAAAAUCUGAAGAGGAGAUCUAUGACAUCACAGACAUUCCAUUGACCUCUGCCUCAGUCCAGUGCCUGUACAAUGGGAUGCCAGCCCAUUUCGCCGACUCUCCCAAGACGGAGGCUGUGUAUAAGAUGCUGUCUGUCAGCCAGCCCUCUCCAGCCCCCGAGACGCUAGCCAAACUGUACCGGCCUGCCAGCAUAGUGGACAAAACCCACAUCCACACCAGGUGGCUGGAUUCCUCCCGCUCUUUGAAGCAUCAGGGAAUUCAAGAGAAUGACAAGUUAUGGCUCCGCUUCAAAUACUUCUCCCUCUAUGAUCUGGACCCCAGGUAUGACGUUGUGAGGUUGAUUCAGCUGUAUGAGCAAGCACGUUGGGCCAUCCUGCUGGAGGACAUUGACUGUACGGAGGAGGAGAUGAUGCUGUUUGGGGCUCUUCAGUACCACAUUGGCAAAGAGUCCCAGUCAGAUGUGCAGGCUUUGACGUCUGGUCUGGAGGACCUGGACUCUGCCCUGCAGUGCCUGGAGGUGAAGAUGGGGGGGGAGAGCAGUGCCACAGAGAUGCUGGAAAAUAUGGCUGCACCUGAAUUGAAUGAAUACCUAAAAAUAUUGAGGCCUAGAAGACUUACACUGAAAGGUUACAAGCAGUAUUGGUGUUCGUUUAAAGACACAUCAAUCUCCUAUUUCAAGAGUCAAGAGGAGAGCUUGGGGGAGCCCAUUCAGCAGCUGAACAUAAAAGGCAGUGAAGUGGCCCCAGACAUAAAUGUUGCUGGGCAGAAGUUUUGCAUUAAGCUCCUAGUUCCCGCGCCUGAGGGCAUGAAUGAAGUGUACCUGCGCUGUGAGAACGAGAAGCAGUACGCUCAUUGGAUGGCUGCCUGUAAACUGGCCUCUAAAGGCCUGACUAUGGCUGACAGCUCCUUUGACAACGAGGUGCAGAGCAUCCAGACCUUCCUGUCCAUGCAGCGCACCAACCCGGGGGCCCAGAUGACCCAGAGCGAUGACAACAUCAACACCCUCAGCCUGGUCUCACCACGCUACCACAAGAAGUUCAAAGCCAAGCAGGUAACGCCACGAAUCCUUGAGGCAUACCAAAAUGUGGCCCAGCUCCCCCUGAUGACGGCCAUUUUAAGGUUCCUGCAGAUCUGGCAGGGUCUACCUGACUUUGGCAUUUCAUAUUUCAUGGUCAGAUUUAAGGGCAGUCGGAAGGACGAGGUAAUUGGCGUUGCCAACAAUCGCCUCAUCCGUGUAGAUCUAGGAGUAGGGGAUGCAGUGAAGACCUGGAGGUACAACACCAUGAGACAGUGGAAUGUCAACUGGGACAUCCGACAGGUGGCCAUUGAGUUUGAUGGACACAUAAACAUCGCUUUUAGCUGUGUGGACGCCGACUGCAAGAUUGUCCACGAGUACAUCGGCGGAUACAUCUUCAUGUCCACUCGAGGCCGUGACCAGAGUGACACCCUGAACGUGGAGCUCUUCCACAAACUCACUGGAGGCCAUGAAGCCCUCUGAGACCCUACAAACACCCGUGGGUCUACAUGAAGACAGUGGAUGUAUUUAUUUAUGUCUUUUCACAUCAACAGCUAGCCUGCACUUGCAUACCAUGGGCAACUCAUACAGCUCCGCUUGUUUGCUCAUUUUGUUUUGAAAACAAAUCAUUUAUAUUGCUCGUAUCACUGACAGUCUAAAAAUAAAAAAUAUUUUAUAUUGAUAGGUUUUAAAAAAAAUGUUCCCCUUGAUAUAUUGCCACCUACUUUUUUGCAAUAUAAACACAACACCCUGAUGGAACAUGAGACAUGACUCAACACGACUGCCAUGGAAAGGAACUGUGCUUAGACUUUGGCAAUGUUGCAGGGGCCGUUUCCACAACUAUUAGCACUCUGUGUUCUGUUAUGCACAAAUGGACGCAGCCACACCCACCAGAUUUUCAUUUCUUUAAGGAACUCAGAAAAGGAAGUAGGACAGGUACCAAAAAAGGACACCAAACACAACAUCCUAACUCACAUUUGACCCAAUUCAAAUUACAUAGAGCACCAAAAAACAUUGACAUGUGUUGGCUGCCAAUUUACUCUUGGUCUUUUUCAAAUAAACAGCAUGUUCAUGAAAA
This is a messenger RNA of Clupea harengus (Atlantic herring), 2721 nucleotides long. It is a transcript of the gene fermt3b, whose product is annotated as FERM domain containing kindlin 3b. Gene Ontology annotation, cellular component: cell-substrate junction. Gene Ontology annotation, biological process: leukocyte cell-cell adhesion; cell-matrix adhesion; integrin-mediated signaling pathway. Lineage: Eukaryota; Metazoa; Chordata; Actinopteri; Clupeiformes; Clupeidae. The record is from RefSeq and is a predicted model, not a curated record. Gene Ontology annotation, molecular function: integrin binding.